ACGACGGAAGGAGAUUUGUGUGCAUCGCAAAACAGUUCUUGAAAAUCGUUAAUAAUACUUUAACGAACCCUCCCCGCCCGCCUAAACAAAUGAGUCAAAUGAGACUUGCUUCUAUCGGUUUUACUGUGAAGAACUUAAUGUAAAAUCAUUCUCAAGCUGCAAAGAACAUCAAAGAAACGCUCGUAUACCCAAUACAAAUUCGUGGCAGAAAUUAGCCUAGCAACAUCGUUCGAGAGACAGCUCAUCAUAUUGUCCGAUGGCAUCGGCUACGGCACCUUUGCUUGAGGAAGCCGUGCCAUUUGGCGAAGAAGAUGAGCUGAACCAAGACGGGAUUGUUAAAAGGCUCUCCCAUCCCUAUGUGACCUUCUUCCACAUAGUUUUCCGUUCAGCGGCGAUAGCGACGUACCUGUUUUGUGGCUGGUUCAGCGAUAGUUUUAUAACAAGUUUCGUGUUCGUGGUGCUGUUGCUUUCCGCCGAUUUUUGGACCGUCAAAAAUAUUACGGGUCGUUUGCUUGUCGGGCUACGCUGGUGGAACUACGUCGAUGACGACGGUGUGUCACACUGGAUAUUCGAGUCAAAGAAGGGCGAAAACUAUUCCGUCAAGUUCAAUCCCCACGAAGUGCGCAUCUUUUGGUUGGCACUAGUGGUGUGUCCGGUAUUCUGGGGGUUCUUCUUCAUUGUGGCAUUGUUUGGAUUCAAGUUCAAGUGGUUGUUGUUGGUGUUGAUAGCACUCGCGCUGAAUGGAGCUAACUUGUAUGGCUAUCUCAAAUGCAACUUCGGGGCUGGAGCAAAUCUGGGCACAACUACAUCCAAUUUCGUCAAAAGUCAAGUUCUGAAAAAUGCUGUUAAUCUCAUAGCCACUCAAGCUAGCUACCCUGCUGAGGGUAGUGGCGCUGGUACAACUAGUCCAAGAAACAGUAACAUUGUAUAGAAAUGCAAAUAUGUAAAAGUCGCUAAAACUCUGAGGAACCUUUCUGCUGCGUAAAUGAGCUAAAACAAUUGUAAUAACCAAACAACAUCCACAAAUAAAAAUAAGUA
Messenger RNA from Anopheles cruzii, 1038 nucleotides. RefSeq lists its product as uncharacterized. The transcript is spliced from 4 exons. Gene Ontology annotation, biological process: vesicle-mediated transport; protein secretion. Gene Ontology annotation, cellular component: Golgi membrane. Lineage: Eukaryota; Metazoa; Arthropoda; Insecta; Diptera; Culicidae. The coding region runs from base 257 to 931 and encodes 224 amino acids. The record is from RefSeq and is a predicted model, not a curated record.